AUGGAGACACAUCAAGUGAUGCUCCCUACUUCAUCAACUGCUUUUUCAUCUGAUUUUAAUGUUGCUUAUCAUUCUAAUGUUCAUGAGGUUUCAAGAACUGAUCAGGAGAUUAAGCAGCAAAGAUAUGCAUUUCAAACAAGGAGUCCGGUUGAUGUUCUGGACGAUGGGUACCAGUGGAAGAAAUAUGGGAAAAAGAUAGUGAAAAACAAUAAAUUCCCAAGAAGUUACUACAAGUGCUCUCAUCGAGAGUGCAAUGUCAAGAAACAAAUCCAACGCCAUUCCCUAGAUGAACAGAUCGUGGUAACAACCUACGAAGGGACUCAUACACAUCCUGUUGAUAAUUCAGCAGAAAGCUUCGACCAGAUCUUGGGAAACCUAUUCGCAUGUAACUCAAUAAUUAAUGUGUCUCCCACAUUGUAAUAGAAAAUAUGAAGGAAUUAUUAAUGGAACUCAAUCACGUUUAUUCGAAGAAUCUUAAUGUCAUGGAUAAUUGACAUUUCAAAUCAU
Cajanus cajan (pigeon pea) is the source of this 507-nucleotide messenger RNA. The record is from RefSeq and is a predicted model, not a curated record. Lineage: Eukaryota; Viridiplantae; Streptophyta; Magnoliopsida; Fabales; Fabaceae.